Molecule: messenger RNA, 988 nt
Organism: Penicillium cinerascens
Lineage: Eukaryota; Fungi; Ascomycota; Eurotiomycetes; Eurotiales; Aspergillaceae
Product: PQ-loop repeat-containing protein
Exons: 5
Coding region: 11-988 (325 amino acids)
Biological process (GO): basic amino acid transmembrane export from vacuole
Cellular component (GO): fungal-type vacuole membrane
Source: RefSeq, a predicted model, not a curated record
GCGAUAGACCAUGACUCUAUCACAGACUCUUAGCAGCAUGGGCUCGGAUGGGACGGUGCCUCUGACGCCUCGCGAGGCUGCGUCGGGCCUGCUUGGUUCAGUGUCUAUGACUUGCUGGAUUUUCCUCUUGGUUCCCCAGCUUAUCGAAAACUACCGCAUCGGCAACGCCGAGGCAAUCUCUCUCCUCUUCAUCUUCGUCUGGUUCGUCGGUGACAUAGCGAACCUGGCGGGCGGCCUACUAGCAGAGCUAGUCCCCGUCAUCCUCGCCAUCGCAGUCUAUUUCUGUAUCGCAGACGGCGUCCUGAUCUUCCAAUGCCUGUACUACAAGGCGCGUAACCGGCGCUCGGAGUAUCACCGUCGGCGGCGCUCGUCUACCGAAACAGCAGAUCCGACUACCCCGCUACUUGGUCGGCGAUUCAGCGACUCUGUUCCACAGCAGUCCCGGCGGAGGUCCUCCGGCUCGUUGCGCGGCUAUCAGGGUGCGGGUCGGCGCGAUAGCCAGCCUGAGGAUUCGCUUGCGAAGAUUGUGGAGGAGAACGAGUACGGGCGCAAGGCGUGGGUCAAGAACUUUAUUAGUGUGCUUGGCAUCUUCGUUAUCGGUAUGGCUGGGUGGGCUAUGGCCUGGCAGACUGGAAUGUGGGCGCCGGCGCCGCAGGAAACUCACAAUAAUGUUGGUGUGGCUACCGGUGGGCAGAUUCUGGGUUAUUUCAGUGCAGUCUGCUAUCUUGGAGCGAGACUGCCUCAGAUCUAUAAGAACUAUUCCGACAAGUCCUGCGAAGGAUUGUCACUCCUCUUCUUCAUCCUGUCUCUUCUGGGCAACCUUACGUACGGUGCAGGCAUCCUGUUCCACUCCACAGAGCGGGAGUACGUCGUGACCAACCUUCCCUGGCUGAUCGGGUCCUUGGGGACCAUGGUUGAGGAUGUUGUCAUCUUCAUCCAAUUCCGCAUCUACGCCGUGGAAGAGGCUCCUCUCUUGGCAGUGUCAUGA